AUGGGAUCUGCCGCGCCUGCUGCUGAUCUGGAUGUGGACCCGUUGGACGCGUUCAUGGCGACCAACGCGGAGAAGAUGAAGAAACCGACUCAGUCCAAGGUCGACAGGUUUCAGGACGAGGAGGACGACCCGGAAACAGCAUACAUGCUCGCGUUGGAGAAGAAGAAGGCGGAAGCAGCGAAGGGAUCUGUGAGCGUUGUGAGCGCGAGCAUCGGGAACGAGGACGCGGACUCGGACGAAGAAGGAAGGGGGGAGAGCGCGGAGGGCAGGAAGCUGACUCGGCUGCUCCUUGCAGUGUACGCGACGGCCAGGGCUAUCAGUAACGCCACCAGGACCGUCAUCCCAAGCCUCAAGACUGCGAUGGAGGAGCUGGACGGGUCGGUGGAUCAUUCAAAGAUGGACUACAAACCUUUCGAGAAAUGUUUCUACGAAGAAGACCCUGAGAUCUUUGCCAUGUCGGAGGCGGAGGUCAUCCAGCUUCGCAAGCAGCUCGACGUCCGCAUCUCUGGCGACGACCUUCCCCGUCCUGUCACCAAGUUUGACCACUGCGGGUUCCCUCCAGAGGCGCUUCCCGCUGCUCUUUCUGGCCGCGACAUUCUCGGCAUAGCCAAGACUGGGUCGGGAAAGACAGCUGCAUUCAUCCUUCCGAUGCUGGUCCACAUCCUGGAUCAAGAAUAUCUGCAGGAGAAAGAAGGACCCAUCGGGUGCAUCCUUGCCCCCACCCGCGAGCUCUGCCAGCAGAUUUUUCUCGAAGCGAAGAAAUUCUCCAAAAGCUGCGGAGCGAGCGUGGCGGGAGCUUAUGGAGGAGCGUCAAAGAAUGAACAGAGGCUCGAUCUCCUCAAGGGAGCUGAGAUCGUCGUCGCCACUCCUGGUCGUCUCAUCGACAUGCUCAAGAGCAAGGCUACCAACUGCCAUCGGGUCACGUUCCUCGUGCUGGAUGAAGCAGACAAGAUGCUGGAUAUGGGGUUCGAGCCGCAGGUGAGCUGCGAGGAAGAGGAAGAGGAUGAGGAGGAGGGCGAGGGCGAGGAAAGGGAAGCAGAGAGAUGA
Molecule: messenger RNA, 1047 nt
Organism: Guillardia theta CCMP2712
Lineage: Eukaryota; Cryptophyceae; Pyrenomonadales; Geminigeraceae
Exons: 17
Coding region: 1-1047 (348 amino acids)
Cellular component (GO): nucleus
Molecular function (GO): ATP binding; nucleic acid binding
Source: RefSeq, a predicted model, not a curated record